GGCCAGAGGCACCGGCUAGAGCUGGGAGCUUGCGGAAGGGCGCCCCUGCCUGGUCUUGAGAGGUCGAAGGUCUCCAGGAGGCCUCCGCCUCCCUCUUUUUCAUUCACACACCCUAGCCUCACACGUUAGGAGGACCCCCCCAACAGACCGUGAGCUGGUGCCGGGAGGGUGGAGGUAGAUGUACCUCACCUCCACGCUACCACAGAAGAGCGAAAGCUGCUUUCUCAGCCACCGGAGAGCACGAAGAAGAACUAUAUAUUAUAAAGCAUUCAAAGGCAAGUGAGAAUUCAAAUCUGUAGAACAGAACUAGAGAGCUUUUACAGAGAGGCCUUUGGGAGAAGAAGAUAUACUGGCAAGUUCUAGAAGGAUUCUACCAUUUUCUUCUUUACCAUGAACAAACUUGAAAAUUAAUGGGUAAUAGUUGCAUGAAAACUUUUGAACGUUUUUUCUUAUCUCUGAGGCCUUCUAUGGAGAAUUAAUAGGAGGUUGAAUGUGUGCAUGGAUAAAAUGGAUCAUCUUAAAGGAUUGAAGUUCCAAAAAUACAUCAGCAGGACUGGACAGGUUUUAUAUAAUGAGAUUUCUAUUUUAGCUUGACUUCUACAACUCUGAAUAAGCUAUAAACUGAGCUAUACAAGGUACUAGGAAGGAAGUUUCUCUUCUAAAAUAUUCUAGUUGCAUAUAAUAUUUUUCUUCAGAUCUUUGAAAAAGCAUAUUUUGUCAUCAAGUUCCUACAAAAUAAGACUAUUAGACACCAACUUUUAGUGUAUAAAGUAGGAUAGAAAGCAGCAAUCUAUAUUAUACUGGAAAACAAAUUUAAUUAAAGAAACAGUCACCAGGAAGUUAAGAAGAGUAAUCUCUACAUAAGCACUGGCUGAGAUGGCAGAAGCUUCUGUGGAUGCCUCAACUCUGCCUGUAACAGUGAAGAAAAAGAAAAGCCUAUCCAUUGAGGAAAAGAUCGACAUCAUAAAUGCAGUGGAAAGUGGCAAGAAAAAAGCAGAGAUUGCUGCUGAAUAUGGAAUAAAGAAAAAUUCAUUGUCUUCUAUUAUGAAGAAUAAAGACAAAGUUCUAGAAGCCUUUGAAUCUCUAAGAUUUGAUCCAAAGAGAAAAAGACUGAGAACUGCUUUUUACACAGAUCUGGAAGAGGCAUUAAUGAGAUGGUAUCGAAUUGCUCAGUGUCUAAAUGUACCAGUUAAUGGUCCGAUGUUACGUCUAAAAGCUAAUGAUUUUGCCCAGAAACUGGGCCAUAAUGAUUUUAAGUGCAGUAAUGGUUGGCUGGAUCGUUUUAAAUCCAGGUAUGGUUUAGUAUUCAGAGCUCAACCUGUAGAAGCUACAGGUGUACCAGUAGACCCUUCGACUGUCUGGUACCAAAAUGUACUUCCUUAUUAUUUAAAUGAUUAUCAUCCUAAAAAUGUUUUUAAUAUAAAAGAGACUGGGCUGCUUUAUCGAAUGUUACCUACCAAUACAUUUGCAUUUAAAGGCGAAACAUGUUCAGUUGGAAAGUUAUGCAAAGACAGAAUAACUCUGGUGGUUGGCACAAACAUGGAUGGCUCAGAGAAACUUCCUUUGCUUGUCAUUGGAAAAAAGAGAACUCCACAUUGUUUCAAAGGUUUAAAAUCAUUGCCUGUGUGUUAUGAAGCUAACAGAAUGGCAUGGAUGACCUCCGAUGUAUUUGAACAAUGGAUGCGAAAGCUUGAUGAGGAAUUUCAAGCCCAGCAACGAAGAGUGGUGAUUUUUGUUGAGUCUUUUCCAGCACAUCCAGAGGUAAAGAACCUAAAAUCCAUUGAGUUAGCAUUCUUUCCAUCAUGUUUAUCUUCCAAAUGUAUAGCUAUGAAACAAGGUGUUAUUAAAAGCCUUAAAAUCAAAUAUCGACACUGUCUUAUCAAGAAAUUUUUAAGCUCUGUUGAAGGUAGCAAAGAAUUUACAUUUUCACUACUAGAUGCAGUUGAUACAUUGCAUCUUUGCUGGAGGGCUGUAACCCCAGAGACUAUUGUUAAAAGCUAUGAAGAGGCAGGAUUCAAAUCUCAAAAGGGAGAAAGUGACAUAACAAAUGCAGAGAAGGAUACUGGUCUGGAUUUGGUUGCUGAUGCUCUGGGGGCAGGAGUAGAAUUUCCUGAAGGUUUAUCUAUAGAAGAAUAUGCUGCCCUGGAUGAUGAUUUGGAGACAUGUGAAGCAGCACCAAAUGGUGAUUCCAUAUGCACCAAAGAAAGUAAAUCGGAUGAAACUGGAUUUUACACUUCUGAUGAAGAGGAUGAUGAUGGAUCUCCAGGAACUGAACUCCCUUUACCAUCAAAAUCUGAGGCAAUAACUGCUUUAGAUACUCUGAAAAAAUUUCUCAGAAGUCAAGAUAUGAAUGACGGACUUCAAAAUUCUUUAGCAGACCUUGAAAAUUUUAUUAACUCUUUAUCACCUAAGUAACUAUGUAUUGUACAUCUAAAGAGUAAUAGCUUUUCCUGAUACAUUUUAUUAUAUAAGGUAUGUAAAGGAGUUGUACCACACCACUUAAACAUAAAAAAUGGAAAACUGCUAA
Molecule: messenger RNA, 2527 nt
Organism: Homo sapiens (human)
Lineage: Eukaryota; Metazoa; Chordata; Mammalia; Primates; Hominidae
Gene: TIGD4
Product: tigger transposable element derived 4
Exons: 3
Coding region: 877-2415 (512 amino acids)
Cellular component (GO): nucleus
Molecular function (GO): nucleic acid binding; DNA binding
Source: RefSeq, a predicted model, not a curated record